Messenger RNA from Serpula lacrymans var. lacrymans S7.9, 2514 nucleotides. RefSeq lists its product as uncharacterized. Gene Ontology annotation, biological process: regulation of DNA-templated transcription; cytoskeleton-dependent cytokinesis. The record is from RefSeq and is a predicted model, not a curated record. Gene Ontology annotation, cellular component: septin complex; cell division site; microtubule cytoskeleton. Bases 1 to 2514 code for a protein of 837 amino acids. The transcript is spliced from 6 exons. Gene Ontology annotation, molecular function: DNA-binding transcription factor activity, RNA polymerase II-specific; GTPase activity; zinc ion binding. Lineage: Eukaryota; Fungi; Basidiomycota; Agaricomycetes; Boletales; Serpulaceae.
AUGGUCGCUGGCAAAAGGUCCGGUAAAACUUCCUUUCUCCGUCUCCUCCUCGACACAAGCAUCAUCUCCCCCGCCGCAACAAAAGACCAGCUCGCCUCCGUCGCAAAAUUCGUCCAGGGCUCAAGCGGACACACCUCCCACAUACGCACCGCAUCCAUCAAUAUCGACAACGACAUCGACCAGAACCAUCCAAACCACAGGCUCACCCUCACCCUCGUCGACACCCCCUCCCUCGACUUUGAAGAUGAUCCCUCCUCCGAGAGACUCGUCUUGGAGAUCCUCAGGCAUGUAGACUCUAGAUUUGCAGAGGGCAUAGAAGACGAGUGGAAGGCUCAGACUGGCGACCACCAUAUCCAUUUGUGCAUCUAUUUCUUGGAUCCAGACGUUAUAGUCCCUCCAUCUGUACCUGGACCGCCUGCCCCGCUCGUCCCACGAGCCCGUACUAACAGCUUUUCCCAGCCAGAACCAGAACCUGUCAUUCUCGAACCACCAGUCACUACAAAUCCCCUUUUAUGUCGUCCCACCCUCCCUCCAGCUGAAAUCAGCACCAUCCGUCGUCUCUCAGCCAGAGUAAACGUGUUACCCGUCAUAGCCCGCGCAGACACGUUGACUAACGACCGUCUAGCCGCUGUCAAAAUGGCCGUCCGCAGAGACCUCGCCGAAGCCGGGAUUGGCUUCGGUAUCUUUGAUAUGGACACACACCCCCAGUACCAGCAUCGAAGGGAUGCCCCCGAAAACUCUGUCCAUCCUCUAAAAGGUGAACUCGCCAACGGAUACGGCUCUCAUCCCAACGGAUCCUCUCCCUCUGGCCAUCCCUCGCCUCCCACCUCGCCUGCUACGCCCUCCUUCCUGCGACUGCCAUACGCGCUCAUUUCUCCCGAUAUUUAUUCUCACAGCGAUGGAGUGGCUAGGGUGCCCCUGUCACGCCACGAGCUCAUCCAGCAAUACAAUCCUUCCUCUAACCAGCCUUCCACCUCUAAAAUUCACAGGGGCAAGUUCAUCCGUAGCUAUCGAUGGGGAUCUAUGGACGUCUUGGACUCGAUGCACAGCGAUUUUCUGCCCCUUCGAGCGGCCAUCUUUCACCACAUGGAGACAUUGCAAAAAUAUACCAAAGAAUAUCUCUUUGACAAAUUCAGGAAUGAAUAUAUGAUGCAACACCACGCACACCAGUCUCUUGCACACCAGAUACAGCAAGGUAUAGUAUCGCGGGCUCAGCUUCCUGCCCUUUCUCAUGCGCCUCGCCCCACAUUGGCGAUUGACACGACUCCCCACGGGAACAUCAAUCGCCACCCCCCACUCCCCGUGUCUCGUGACGUACCUGUGAAUGCAGACAUCCGUGCCAUGCCUAUCUCCAGAUCCAUGCAGGAGCCCAUCCUCCCUUCUGCUGGUCAAAGCAAGAGUUCGUCGGGUGCUCGCUCCUCUAAGCAGAGGCCAAAAAAGAUCACUGUCGCAUGCAACUUUUGUCGAUGUAAGUGCACGUCUAAAGUCUGCACCUCUGCUCACCAGCGUCCCCAGCUCGAAAACUCAAAUGCGACGGAGGACGGACGCCCCGCUUGCAGCCAGUGCGUCAAGCGAUCCAACCCCUGCGACUACAUGCCCCAAAACAACAAGCGGCGAAGCACGACGCGUCACCGCAAACAGGGUGAAGAGAGCGACUCUGAGGGCGGGAGCGGGGACGGGCGAUCUGGGGACGCCGACGACCCCUCGCUCUCGCCCGAGGUGCCCUCCCAGCCCUUGUCCCGUCGGAGCUCCAACGUCGAUAAGCGACACCAAGAGGCAUUUUCUGCCGCCCUCGCUAGCAGUGGCAGUGCCUCUGAUCGACGCGAGACGGCUGCUCUCCCUGGUAUGCCGGUUGUCGCUAGGGCGAAAUCGAACAUAGGAAGCUCCUCGGCGGUGGAUGGGAGGAGCUUGUUCAAGGAUAAUGAGCUGCCGCAUAUAGCGACGUUGGCACUGCCUGAUACAUCACCAACAACAGGUCUCAUCUCGGGCGCUCCGCUCCCCCCUAUCAGGCCUGCUUCCGAACAGCAGGCCGCUCAGCGAAAACGGGCGUCUACGAUCCCAGGUAGGAGUAACCGCCAGACGUCAAACGCGGGUCCCAAAGUUGUGGCGUGCAACUUUUGCCGAGCUCGCAAGACCAAGUGUGAUGGUGCGCACCCUGCGUGUUCUAGUUGUGCACGCAGGUCUUUGCCUUGUAAUUACAACCACGAGUCGAGCGCCCAGAACGGCACUGCGCAGAAAAAGGGGGGUCGGCGUGCCUCUACGUCGAAAGCAGGUCCUGGACCAGGCUCAGACAACAUCUCCCCUCCGACCAACUCGCCUCAAUCGUCUUCCCAACUGCAAUCUAGCGGAAACGACUCUCGGUUUAGUGCGAAUGGGCCGACGACGAUGCAGGGUGGGAGCGCUAUGGAGCAGAAUGAGGGAGAUUUGAAGAGGAAGAUGGAUGAUGAUGAGGCUGGACAGCUGCAAAAGAGGAUGAGGGUCGAUGACUCUUCUGGUGGUGGUGCCAUACCCUGA